GGGCUGGAAAGGGGGGGGAGGCUGGUCCUUUAAAGCAAGAGGCGGAUCUAAAGCUGAAUGUCAUUCCCCCGUGAGGCAGCCCGGCUCCGCGCCCCGUCCGCUUAAAUGCCACAUUUCUCACGCCUCAGCCUCGCUUCUCGCCGCCUUUGCAGUCCUCGGUGAGAGAUGGUGCCGUCGGUGCUGGGGCCGUUUUGACAGCCGGACUCGGCAGCCCGAAUCGUGGACGUUUAAUGACCAAAUGUGAUUGUAAAGAACGGCCAAGGGAAUAAAAAAGAGCAGGAAUCACCGCCGUACACGUCCGAUUGCCGUUUUAAUAAGCACUUCUCGAUGAAUCUAGAGAACGCCAGCAGUUACCAGCCAGUGGGCCGGGCCCCGGACAUGGAGCACAAGGUCGGCAAGCUCUCCGUGGGCUUCCAGCGCUGCUCCACCUCCGACGACGACUCGGGCUGCGCCCUGGAGGAGUACGCAUGGGUGCCCCCCGGCCUGCGGCCCGACCAGGUCCAGCUCUACUUCUCCUGCCUACCUGAAGAUAAGGUGCCCUACAUCAACAGCCCCGGAGAGAAGUUCAGAAUCAAGCAGCUCCUGUACCAGCUGCCCCCCCAUGAUAACGAGAUGCGGUACUGCCAGUCGCUCAGUGAGGAGGAGAAGAAGGAGCUACACAUGUUCAGCACACAGCGCAAGAAGGAGGCCCUGGGCCGAGGUGCCCUCAAGCUGCUGCCCCGGGCACGGCUGCACGCCAUCUGCGAGCACUGUGGUGAGAACAUCAGUGGCGGUGAGUUGGCGGUGUUUGCCUCCAGGGCGGGGCCCGGGCCCUGCUGGCACCCGGCUUGCUUCGCCUGUGCCACCUGCAGCGAGCUCCUGGUGGACCUCAUCUACUUCUACCACGACGGGAAGGUGCAUUGUGGCCGGCACCAUGCCGAGCUGCUGAAGCCGCGGUGCACUGCCUGCGACGAGAUAAUCUUCGCUGAUGAGUGCACGGAAGCCGAGGGCCGCCACUGGCACAUGAAGCACUUCUGCUGCUUUGAGUGCGAUGCCGUGUUGGGUGGCCAGCGGUACAUCAUGAAGGACGGUCGCCCCUACUGCUGUGGCUGCUUCGAGUCACUCUACGCCGAGUACUGCGAGGCUUGCGGGGAGCACAUCGGUGUGGACCAUGCCCAGAUGACCUACGACGGCCUACACUGGCAUGCCACAGAGACAUGCUUCUGCUGUGCCCAGUGUAAGGCCACGCUGUUGGGCUGUCCCUUCCUGCCGCGCCAAGGUCGGAUCUACUGCUCCAAAGCCUGCAGCCUGGGAGAGGAUGUCCACGCCUCAGACUCCUCUGACUCUGCUUUCCAGUCGGGCCGGUCCCGCGAGUCCAGACGGAGCGUGAGGAUGGGGCAGAGCAGCCGCUCAGCUGACCAAUGCCGCCAGUCUCUGCUCUUCUCACCAGCUGUCAACUAUAAGUUCCCAGGCCUGUCUGGCAAUGCCGAUGACACCCUGUCCCAUAAACUGGCGCACCUCCGCUUUGCCGAGGACCACUUCUGGAAGAAUAGGGAGGAGCAGGAGGCCCCGGAGGACCAUGAGGAAUGGGCUGAACAUGAUGACUACAUGACGCAGCUGGUCCUUAAAUUCGGAGAACAAGGCAUCUUCCACCCUUCCGAAGACAUGAGGCCUGCGGAACCCUGGAUGUCCGACCCAGAGGUCAAGAUAUCUGCACCAAAAGCUGGAAAUCACAUCCAGAGUCUGGCCAGCAAGAAGUACCAGGCGGACAUGUACUGGGCACAGUCCCAGGAUGGGCUAGGAGACUCCGCCUACGGAAGCCAUCCAGGGCCAGCCAGCAGCAGAAAGAUGCAGGAGGUGGAGAUGGACCAGGGGGCAGCCAGCUUUGGACGGGAUCAGAAGCAGUGGUACGACGAUUCACUGGAGUGCAUCACUGACGAACUGAAGCAGCCAGAUCCAAGUGUCCGGGAUUCCAUGGAUUCCUUAGCACUGUCUAAUAUAACCGGAGCCUCUGUGGAUGGAGAUGGCAAAGAGAGGCCACUAUUGUAUUCUUUACAGAACUUUCCAGAACUCGACACUGACGACUGUGAGAAGAUGAGCAACAUGGGGACUCUGAACUCUUCGAUGUUACACCGGAGUGCAAAUUCACUUAAGAGUUUGACAUCGGAAGUAGAGCCUGAAGAAGAAGUGGAGGAGGAAGAGGAGGACGAGGAGGAAGAGGAACCUUUUCCUGAGGAGAAGACCCCACUCCCACACGUCCCCAUGCUGCGGAGGACCAGGUCUCAGUCCCGGCCGCAGCAGGUAAAAUUCUCCGAUGACGUGGUGGACAACGGGGUCUACGAGGAGGUGGAGGUGCGGCCACCCCCCAUGAGCGAGCGGACCCGUCGACGUGCCUUUCACUUUGAGGAGCAGGAGCAACACCAGGGACGUCUGCGGCACCAUCACCACCGACGACGCCGCAGCAGGAAGUCUCGGUCAGACAACGCCUUGCACAUGGUCCCCAAAGAGCGCGCCCGAAUGUUCUUCAGGGAGGAGCCCAACAGACACUUUGCUUCCUCAUGCUCCCAGAGCCCCCGGCCUUUCCUGCCCAGCCAGGAGCUGUAUGGGCCGCCCCCCCAGCCUCGGUCUCACGCCACCUCUGACUACGCGCUGCCCAAGCAGCUUCCGGCGCUCUACGGGUAUGACGACGACUGGUGCUCCACCUGCUCCUCCUCAUCCUCCGAGUCUGAGGAAGAGGGUUAUUUCCUGGGUCAGCCCAUCCCACAGCCCCGGCCGUCGAGAUUCCAUUACUACGCUGACCUUCCCAGUCCCAUCUCGGCGUUACCUCCCCCCCACUAUGGUCCUCGCUCUAAAUCCAAAAAGAAGGGACACAAGGGCAAAAACUGUAUCAUUUCUUAGAGCAGUGAAGAGAGAGGCGUCUCCGAAAUUCCCCCCGCAGAUCCGCAUCCCAGGCCGCUUCUCAUUGUGUAACGAAAAGACUUUUUGCUUGUUGACCAUCAGAUUUGGCAAAUGGGUUUACGGGACUCGUUCCUUUGCCAUGCUGCCAUGUUUACGACGACCUUGCACUCCAUGAUAGAAACCGGUGUGAAGCCACAGCAGAACUAACUGAAGUCUGUCAGUUGGGGGGGGGCUGUAAUGUCUUGUGAAAGUAUCUUAGUAACAUACAAUACGAGCUGUGGUUGUGCACAACAAAAGGCAACAAGCAUUACUGUUAUAGCCAGGAAACUAUUUAUAAAGGAGCAUUUAGAGACUAAUUAUUUAACAGUGAAAAUAUUGAUGUAUAUAUGUAAAGUUAAGAUUAACUGAUAUUUUUAUAUCCCCAAAUUUCAAAAGAUUUUUUUUAAAUGUUAGUGAAGCAGAAAAGGAAAUCUAAAGGCCCCUCUUUAGCUUUUUUUUUUGAGAAUGUCUGGAAGUCCGUGAUUAAGGAAACUCGCUCAGUGAUGCCGUUGACUAAAUACCCCCUGCUCUUCUCCUUUGGUUGCCUUUUCUUGUAGCCUCUUUUGCAGUAAGAAUGACAGUUUUGAACGGAUUUAUUUAUGAUUCAUAUUGUAAACAUCACUAAUCUGUAUAAAUGUAAAAACUGGAACACAUAGCUAAUAAUAAAAACGUUGACCUUCAAAACACCA
Messenger RNA from Paramormyrops kingsleyae, 3605 nucleotides. Its product is annotated as prickle-like protein 1. Lineage: Eukaryota; Metazoa; Chordata; Actinopteri; Osteoglossiformes; Mormyridae. Gene Ontology annotation, molecular function: zinc ion binding. The record is from RefSeq and is a predicted model, not a curated record.